Molecule: messenger RNA, 2515 nt
Organism: Saccostrea cuccullata (small rock oyster)
Lineage: Eukaryota; Metazoa; Mollusca; Bivalvia; Ostreida; Ostreidae
Product: major facilitator superfamily domain-containing protein 6-like
Exons: 5
Coding region: 99-2108 (669 amino acids)
Cellular component (GO): membrane
Molecular function (GO): transmembrane transporter activity
Source: RefSeq, a predicted model, not a curated record
AUUAAAAUGCUUAGUUAUUUCAUUUCUGCAAAGACAUCAGGACCUCGAGAUGUGUGAAGAUAUAACCCCAUUUUAACAUUAAGAUAAACAACAGGAAGAUGGCAGAUCAAGAGGAUGCAGCAAUAUGGAAAAAAUUGAAUAUAAACAGGAGAUUUUUACCAAUCAAGCUUUUUUACUUCUUUACUACAGCAGCUAUUGGGGAUCUCCUACCAUUCAUCCCUCUCUAUAUGAAACAGAUAGGCCUCUCCUCUACACAGACAGGGAUCAUCUAUGGAAUCAUGCCAUUUGUAGGGUUCUUGAUACGACCAAUUAUCGGAAUUAUAGCAGAUAAGUUUCAGAAGCAUAAAUUAUGUCUGAUUCUGAGUAUCUUGUUCACUGGAGUGUUUUACAUGUUGAUACUUGUCAUUCCUUCAGACACUACCUCCUAUGUUUCUGUUGAGACCAAGAUUUCUUGUAAUGAAUAUGACUCGUACAUCCAUGACUGUACUAAAAAUAAAUCUGAAGAGUGUCCAUUAGGAUUUGAAAAUCUUCUGCUUAGUGUGAACAAGUCCCAUCAUUCUACAAAUUCAUCUAUACAGGUCAGCAUGUUUGGAGGUCAGCCUAACUCCUCAGCGUCUUAUUCCGUCAUUCCAUCUCAAGUGAAAGACAAGUCUUAUCCUCGCUUAAGUUGUUCAGUGAUUUGUAAGCCAACCACAGCAUUCCCUGGAGAAGUUUGCUUCACCGACCAAGCAGAACUAGAUCAAUGUUUGGGACAGCAGACCUCACCAGCAAAUCUACAGUUUACGAUAUAUGAUAUUCUUGGUUCAACAAGGGAAGUAGUUGCUGAUAGGCAGAUUUUUGGUGAUACCGAAUGUCGUGAUUUUGCAAUGAACAAUGUGACAGUAGAACAACGGAGAUACUGGAACAUGUUCUGUGACCACGAGACAGAAUUUAAUUGUCAUUUAAAAUGUGACCUUGGUUCAACGGAUCAGUGUGUUACCAAAUCUGCUCACGUCAUGAGAGACAAAUUUGUUUUAUUCCUUGUUAUUUACUUGUUUGCAAACAUUGCAUUUGCACCUGUGUUGAGUAUGGGAGAUGCUAUUGCUUAUGAUAUUCUGGGUGACAGCCAUCGCGGGAAAUGGGGUAAACAGAGACUAUUUGGGACGGUGGGCUUCAUGCUGUUUGCGCUGUCCUCCACUUUUAUUAUGUAUGAGAUCAGCAGUAGCAAUGAGGAAAUUGAUUUUUCUGUGUCAUUUUACAUUUUUGGGGGACUGUGUGGUCUCUCUAUUUUAUCUGUGUGGAUAAUGCCUGUCUCAGGAAACAUUUCCAGUAAAAACAUGAUGGUACAUAUAUGGGGCGUUAUGAAGCAUCCACAAAUUGUCAUCUUCCUGGGGAUUGUCUUCUUUUUUGGACUCUAUACUGGAGCAAUAGAGACCUUUUUAUUUUGGUAUUUAGAGGAAGAGACUAUUGGAUACUUUCAAGUCAUUCCAGGAUUUUGUCUGGCCAUUGCAUGCCUUUCAGAGACAGUGCUUCUUUUUGUGUCUGGGGCUAUUAUUAAAAGACUAGGUCACCUGAACUGCAUCUACUUGGUGUUUGCAGCGUAUUCCUUAAGAAUGUUGGCCUACUCAUUCCUAGAUAGUGUGUUUGGUGUCUUGCCCAUAGAACUGUUACAUGGCUUUACUUUUGGAAUCAUGUGGGCCACAUCUACAUCUUACGCCAGCAUCAUUUCACCUCCCGGUAUAUCAGCCACAGUUCAGGGACUUCUGGGUGGAAUUCACUUUGGAUUUGGUAAAGGAGUGGGGUCAUUAUUAACUGGCUGGCUAUAUAAGGUGGUCGGAAUCCGCUGGGCAUGGAGGAUUUAUGGAACAUCAUCCGUGGUCCUACUUCUAAUCUACUUAGCAGUGAACAAAACUGUAUUCAAAAAGCCACCGACGGAACUGGCUGAAAACCAGAGAGAGUUGGAUGUGGCACUCCAUAAAGAGAGAAAAAGAGGAAAAGACCAAAGUAAACAUGACAAGAUAGACAAAUCAGUGAAUACCAAUAAACCUGUGGAACAGCCGGAGAGUGAACCCUUAGUGAGCAGUUCAGGAGAGGAUCAAACAGGGGUGGAGACCACUGAUAAAGUUUGAAAAACUGAAACAAAUCAUAAAGACAUUAUUCUUUAGUUCAUGUGUUUUGUAUCUGUGAUUACCUACCUUAGAAAUUCUUAUGUAGAAAACAGAUUUCUGAGAGGUGCUACAGUGGCCAUAUCAAGAAUCAGAAAUAAUUAUAUUUAAAUCAAUUUAAUAAACAUUGAUUUGUGUCUUUUGCAGUUCCACAAUUUCAAAUGUAGUUUGACUCUGGACAAAGGAUCACAAUAAACCUGUCCAAUUACAGAUAUGUUUUGGAACAAAUGUAAAUUACUCAAAGAAUUGCCAGUUGGCUAACCACAAAAAUAUGCUGACUGAUUAGUUGGUUAAUCCUAUAAAAUAAAAAUUUCUUGAUGUUUCUAUGUAUUUUUUAAGUGAAUGAUAUCUGUAGAAUAGACUAAAUGAAA